Molecule: messenger RNA, 1712 nt
Organism: Diuraphis noxia (Russian wheat aphid)
Lineage: Eukaryota; Metazoa; Arthropoda; Insecta; Hemiptera; Aphididae
Gene: wuho
Product: tRNA (guanine-N(7)-)-methyltransferase non-catalytic subunit wuho
Biological process (GO): RNA (guanine-N7)-methylation; tRNA modification
Cellular component (GO): nucleus; tRNA methyltransferase complex; cytosol
Molecular function (GO): protein binding
Source: RefSeq, a predicted model, not a curated record
UACUUAUGGUAUUUGCGAUUUGUUGAAAUAAUAAUUAAACAUACGUUCGUAUUCCUUAUUAAUAUUUCAAGUUAAAAGUUGUGACCUGUGUUUUCGUGUUUGAAUAAUAAUAUUAAAUUGUGCUUAUUAAAAUUUAAGCAUUUUACUUAACCCAUUUUAUAAUAUCAAUAUGACGUUUUGUAUGGCUGUUAGUGAAAAAACGGUAGUAGUAUCUUCAAUAGAUGUUGAUAAAUGUUUUGUGUAUUCAUUAGACAGUGGAAACGUAAAAAAUCUCACUGAAAGUUUGGGCGAAGCUUAUAAAAACAUUCCAAUCAACAACCGUGACUUGCAAAAAGCGUGUGCAGCRUUUUCAGCUGAUGGCCAACUGUUUGCAUACAACCCCAACAAAGGUAAACUUCUAAGCAUCUGGAACACCACAGACUGGACGUUAGUUGAAAACAAAACACUUGCAAAACAUGCAACAAACAUAGUUUUCACACCAAAGACUAAUGUAAUUAUUGUUGGUGAUAAAAAAGGUGAUGUUUAUGCAUUUGAAGAACUACCUGUCCGAAUUCUGGGUCAUUCGUCUAUGAUUCUUGACAUUUGUAUUAGYGAGAAUGAAAAGUAUAUUGUUACAUGCGACAACGAUGAAAAAGUACGUGUCUCGCACUAUCCAAAUGGCAAAAACAUUGUGCAUUACAUGAUGGGGCAUGAGGCRUAUGUUAGUGGAAUUUGUUUAUUGAACAAUUUUAUCUUAUCUGGCUCUGGUGACAGUACACUGCGUUUGUGGGAUUUCGAUAAUGGUGAUCUUCUUGAUAAACUUACUCUACAAAAUGCAAUUCAAAGUGUCAUUGAAAUUGGUGAUUUAGCCGCUAUUCAAUUAUAUAACUCUAAAGAAGUACAUAUCAUUAAAACACUGAAAAAAGAUAACAAAUGGAAUAUUAAAAAUAUUAAAACUAUUCUGUUAGAAAACAAUGUAUUGGAUUUGGCAGUAUAUCGUAAUCAAUUGUGGAUUUUAACAGGUAAAUCUGUUCAUAAGUACACUAUUGAUGCUGAUAAUGAAAUCAUUUUAAAAAUUGAGGAUGCUGAAAUGUYACAURCAUUUGAAACAUUAAGUAAUUUAGUUAAAUCAUUUGUAUACAUGGAAAAUACUAAUUUGAUGGUUUUUCUUUUUAAUAAAAUGAUUGAUAAACAAAAAAGGAUUGAACAAAAUAUGAACAAUUGUAGUCCUCCUGUAUUACAAAAUACAAAAAGACUUAAAACCGCAUAAAAAUUGUAACAUUUAAGUUAUGUAUUUGUUAAUACUGUAAGACUGUUAGAAGUUAUUAUUUUUAUUCUGAUUAAGUAAUUAAGUUAAUGUGUUACAGCCAAAUUAUGUUUGUAAAUAUUUUAUAUAGUCUUAAAUUCUAAAGUGUAACAUGAAUAUAUUUAAUAUGUAAUUCUUAAACUAAUAUUUGUUGCUUACUAAUGAGCAAUUGUGUAUUUAUGUCAUAUACAUUAAUUAAUCUGUUCAACUUCAGUAUCCCAGAAAACACGCCAUUAUGACUUAUGAAUACUUAUUUAUUCUAUUACAAAAUUACAUUUAGUUUGUCAUUAAGUGCAAGUGAUGCAUACAUAGUUCUUUAAUUACACAUUCAAUGAAUACUGUCAGUUAAGAAACAAAUWUAAUACAAAUAUUUUAUCUAUCUAUCUACCUAUAUUAAUAUUAGUAUAUAAUAUAUAUGCAUAAUGCA